CACCAAUGUCGCAACAAGAAUAUGCCGCCUCCCGUCCGCCGAACACAGCUGCCUCGGCAGGCACUGCGUCCAUCCAAUGCACGACCGACCGAAACCACAUGCCCACGCCAAUUCUCGUAUAAGCACCCACGCCAAUUCCUCAUCACCCACACAGGCGCGUCGCGCCCGCAGCUCCCCUUCCUCUAUCCCUCUGGUCAACACCUGUCCAGUGGGCAGAUUGCGCGAUUGUUCUCGAUCAGCGCCAACCAUAAAAAGUUCAUCAAAGAAACAGCGAAAUUGAGUGUGCGGUAUUCGAUCCUCAUAUUCCUGGUCUCGUCAUGCGUCAGUGUCGCCGGUAUGGGAAUUUUGAGCGAGCAGCAGGAACGCGCAUUCCCUUCACCCCAUGAAUGGAGUCUGAUCACGAGGUUUCGUUUCAGAAGAGGGAAGUGGUGGCAAGUACCCGAGAACAACGAGGAGGAGGGCUUCCCGAACUGGGCGCGAGUCUAUGAUGAGCUUGAUCAAGCGCUCAGUCGCUUGGAAGACCCAGAAGUAGAUGGGGCUGGCCUGGCCGAGCAAGAAGAAGGAGGGACUCUGGUCCCUGGUGUCGGCAAAGCAGGAUUAGACAUCACUGCAAAAAGCGAAGAAUGGCGACAGGGCUACUUUGAAGUACUGUUAGACAUGGCGGCAGCUGCGGAGCGUCUGGAGGGAUGGGUCACAGACAAAUGGAGAAGAUACGUAUGGGCGCCCGAGUUCGUCGAAUCAAAAUCGAACCCACGACCGAAAGCCGUGCUACCGGGCAUGCCAGAAGUGCCAGACGAGGACAGCCGUGUAUCUGCUAGCGACAGUCCAGAGAGCUUCUACUUGAAGAUCAUCACAACGAAAGGAUUUACCACACACCAGCGUGUUACUGCAGCGCUUGGCUACGCUGACUGGCUGAGCUUUAAGAAGCUGCCCGACUCGGCGGAAGAAAUGUACCGCUGGGCGCUCGACAUCGCCAUCUCAGGCCUACCGACGACCGACCCUUCCACCGUUAUCGACCGUCAGACCGCAGUACUUUCCUCGACCGCGCCGAAGGAGCUCGUUACACCGAACAUCGUCUAUGCUGCAACAAAUCUGGCCACUUUCCUCGCGGAGCAAGGGCGAGUUUCCAGCUCUCUGCCCAUUCUUGUUUCACUUCUACGUGCACGUCUAUCCGCCGACACUGCACCUCUCUCACCCGGCAACAAACCACAGGACUCGAGUAUGAUAGGCACAAUACUGAGCUUGCUGAAAGAGCCAGACUAUCCUCCAGUACCGCCUUCCGGAGACGAGCCCCUCCUGCGUCGUGAGCAGGACCGCUGCGAAGAGGCUGCACUCAAGAAUUACAUCGGCGAAAUCCUCUUUGCCACUGGCUCUUCUCCUGAGCAGCGUCAGCAAGGACUGUCCUGGGUUCGUGAUGGCGUAUCAACCUCGAAGACCGCACAAAUCCUGGAACCCAUUAGUGGUGAUGACGAGCUUCGCAAGAAAUGCGAAAAGUGCGAGGAAGUUGGCCUCGAAUCAUGGGGUAAAAUUAUGACAUAUCUCGCAGCUGAAGCACGCGAUAAACGUGACUCCGCGACUAGCGGUGGUUUGACAGGACUGAUCUGGAAGCUUCGUGGCACUCAGAAGCUUGAACAGGAUGUGGAGGAUUUCGAGGGCGAGGAAGAAGGUGUCGUAAUGAGACUGAACAAGCUCAGAAGCAAGAUGCUGAGGGAUGAGUACGCAGAGUUGGAUCGGAAAUACGCGAGGAUUUUCGUAUUCUAGGUAUCUAAAACAUGUUGCAGGUGCUGACGCACUUCAUAUGUCAAUGCUUUUCUCACUGUUCAAGCAGAGUCGGAAACAAUUGAAGGUUUCAUGGCAGUUCGAAUACCUAAGCCAAGCUCCACGACAAUCUCCACGAGCCUUUUCCUACACAU
Molecule: messenger RNA, 1913 nt
Organism: Boeremia exigua
Lineage: Eukaryota; Fungi; Ascomycota; Dothideomycetes; Pleosporales; Didymellaceae
Exons: 1
Coding region: 22-1761 (579 amino acids)
Source: RefSeq, a predicted model, not a curated record